Molecule: messenger RNA, 777 nt
Organism: Fusarium mangiferae
Lineage: Eukaryota; Fungi; Ascomycota; Sordariomycetes; Hypocreales; Nectriaceae
Exons: 2
Coding region: 1-777 (258 amino acids)
Source: RefSeq, a predicted model, not a curated record
AUGUCAACGCCGGCACAAAAAGCAAACCUUGCCCGGAUUAGAGAUAAUCAAAGGAGAUCCCGGGCCCGAAGAAGAGAGUAUCUUCAAGAGCUCGAGCAACGACUCCGAGUGUAUGAGUUGCAAGGUGUCGAGGCGUCCUCGGAGGUGCAACAUGCUGCGCGGAGGGUUGCAGAGGAGAACAGACAGCUCCGUGGUCUUCUCAACCGGCAUGGGAUCAGCGAUGAUUACAUUACUAGUUACUUGAACUCGGGUACAGCAUCGCAGAACGACCCGGCCGCAAUAUCGCACUUCCCCCCCAACACUCACAGCGAUAGUGUCCAAUCCCUUCAGCAGGUUAUAGCACCCCGGAGACCUACAGCUCUCGAUACUGGUGUACCUUACGGCCUCCCUCCGCAGGAAAGCCGUGAACCAUCUAUCGCGAGUGGAUCUACGAGCAGUUCUUCUAUAUGGGAAUCUGGCCAAGCUAUCCAGCCACCUUCAGCAUACACCCGGCCACUUCCCUCCAACGUCCCUACACCAGUACCGAGGCAGUCGAUAACUUCGUCAAUGCAUCCCCAACACUACACCUCUCAGAUGUUCCCUGAUCCUCAAGUUUCACGGACCGAAAGCUACCACGCUAUCGCUACCCCUGGAUCUUUGAUGGAUGAUCCCCGGCGACACAGCUACUCUGUGGCACCCAUGCCUGGGGAUGUCUCCUCAACGAUGGGCUAUAGCAUCCCCAUGAAUUCCUUUCACAACCCUGCAGGACAAGAUGGUGGCCCUUCAGGACCGUGUUGA